Molecule: messenger RNA, 285 nt
Organism: Insectozyma verbasci
Lineage: Eukaryota; Fungi; Ascomycota; Pichiomycetes; Serinales; Debaryomycetaceae
Source: the annotation of a GenBank genome assembly
AUGACAGUUACAAUAUUAGAUGAUUAUACGGUAAUUAUUAACUUAUCAAAAGAAGUAUUGUCUGCUAUUAAGUUAUCACAGAUCAAUAUUAAAUCUCCAAUUAAAAAACAACAAAUUAUAUCACAACGUAAUUUACAAAUUAAUCAUUAUAAUCAAUUGAAAUUAAAAGAAGAAAGAGAAUUAAGACAUAUGAAAAGAACAAGUAUAUCACCACGACCACCACCACCUCAAAUUGACUCAUUAUCUAGUCCAACAAAGAAGAAAGUCAAAUUUAAAACAAAAUAG